Knipowitschia caucasica is the source of this 333-nucleotide messenger RNA. NCBI's taxonomy places the organism in Eukaryota, Metazoa, Chordata, Actinopteri, Gobiiformes, Gobiidae. The record is from the annotation of a GenBank genome assembly.
AUGUGUCCCCCUCCACAAGGGGGAUUUCAAGGCCCAGCCUACACCCAGCAGGUGCCCACCACAGUUGUGGUCCACUCUCCAGCACCAGUGCUCUUCUCAACGGCCCUGCAGGACGUCUCCGGACAGGCCAUGUGCCCUCACUGCCGCCAGACUGUGUUAACUCACAUUCAGCCCACACCGGGACUCCUGACCUGGCUUCUGUUCGGUGGACUCUGCCUCUUUGGGUUUUGCAUCUGCAGCUGCAUUCCCUUCUGUGUUGAGUCCUGUCAAGACGUGGAGCACCACUGCCCAAACUGUCGAAGGGUCAUCUAUGUCUACAAGAGAAUGAAAUAA